GCCACGCGCACGCCGCGGCAGCGCCAGCGCACGGCUCGUCCUCGUCUCCGUGCGUCGCCGACGUGGGGGGUAACGGGGGUUUGGAAGCUUCCUCGCUAGGGCGGGAUGGCGGCGGCGGCGAAGAAGCGGAGGCCGGAGGAGGAGGAGGCGGCGGGGGCGGAGGAGGAGAUGCACCUGGCGUUCAGGGGCGCCGCCAACGCGCUGUCGCAGGUGUACGGGCAGGCCGUGGCCGCGCAGGAGAAGUCGUUCCGCGCCGGCGAGCGCCGCGCCAUGGAGAAUGUCUAUCGAUGGAUUUGCAGCAAGCAUCAAGAAGGUUUGGAGGUGUCUGUUGCCGAUCUAGUUGCUUUCCUGCAGACUGAGAUUGAGCACAGAGCAGGGGAGGUGCCGGGGUCAUUGCAGCAUACAAGUGCACAGCCAGCAUGUCAAUUUCCUUCUGCAAAUAUUCAAAGCAAUUCGUUCUCUUUUGGGAAUGUAACGGAUGCACUUAACUCCCAUACAGCGCAAACUGGCCAAACACAAACUGCCGGCGUGUUAAAUGCUCCGCCCAACCCAUUGCGGCAAAAUUUACACUCAAAUCAUCAUCCGAUUCAUUGUUCAGCGUAUGGCACUAUCAACUCCCUACCAGAUGGAAUUGGAGCUCAAAGCAACCAUCCUCCCCAACAUCAGAAUUUCAUGCACUGCAACUCGUAUGAACCCUCCAUGGAUGAGUCAUGAUGCUUGUUGAGGAUGUGAGCCAUAUGAAAACCCGCAGCUUGUUUGCUUAGUUCCCCCGGAGCCUUCAAGAUCUGAUAUCACCUUAAUUGCUGGAGAAGUCCCAUCGAUUGCCGAUAGAUAUGCUCCUCUCCAUCUGGGUAUCGCAAUGCAAAGCUUGUAAGAUGUCGAUAUCAUCUUCACUUUUUUCUGACAUCUUGUACAUUACAACCAAGAAAGUCCCCUUCAGGUCCCGCGUGUUGAUUGAAAGAUUGAAGCUGCAACCUUUGCUUCAGCGUAAUUGUGCUUGCAAUAUUAGUUCUUUUCUGUUGCUUGCAAAAACCAUGCUCUGGUUAACAAGGAUCAGGAGGACGAGGAUGGUGCAUUAGUUGUUGAUGAAUUUACUGCUGUGUUCCAUGUAUAUCUGUUAAAGCUGUAUUGGUUCAGAGAGCCUGAGAGCAUUGUUUCACCCUUUUUUUUUUUUGCACUCUCUUUUGGUGUGUGAAUGAUUUCUAGUUAAAAGGUGUUGUAACCUUACAGAUAUUCAGACCAUACAUUGGUUAGAAGAAAGUCUUGUAUAAUAGAUAAUGUAAACAGAGAAGUCUGUGUCCUUUGAUAAUUGAUACUUUUCUGCUAGAGUAAGUUUUCCAUCAAA
Molecule: messenger RNA, 1345 nt
Organism: Oryza sativa Japonica Group (Japanese rice)
Lineage: Eukaryota; Viridiplantae; Streptophyta; Magnoliopsida; Poales; Poaceae
Source: RefSeq, a predicted model, not a curated record